AUGGUUAAUUCAAGGAUUAUUAAACAAAGAGAAUCUUUACCAAUUUUUCAUUUUCGACAAGAAAUUAUUGAUGCAAUAAAAAAUGAAAAUUUACUUGUUAUAAUUGGAGAAACAGGUUCUGGUAAAACAACGCAAAUUCCUCAAUAUAUCUUGGAAAGUUUCGAGGAUUGUAGAUUAAUAGGAGUUACUCAACCAAGACGAAUUGCAGCGAUUACAGUCGCUAAUCGAGUAUCGGAGGAACAUGGCACUAGACUUGGAAGUGAAGUAGGAUAUUGCAUUCGAUUUGAUGAUUGCACUUCAGCAAAAACUAGAUUAAAAUAUAUGACGGAUGGUGUUUUAUUACGAGAAGCAACACUUGAUCCCAAGCUAGAGCAUUAUGAUGUAAUCAUUAUAGAUGAAGCUCAUGAAAGAACAUUGGAAACCGACGUAUUGUUCGGAUUAUUAAAAGAAACACAUCGUUUACGUCCGGAAUUAAAAAUUUUAGUAAUGUCUGCAACCCUAAAUGUAGAAAAAUUCUCGGAUUUUUUUAACGAAUGUCCAAUUUUUAGUAUUCCGGGUAGAACUUAUGAGGUAGCAAUAAAUCAUCAUAGAGACGCAAAAAUUAUUAGUCUAAAAUCAACUUAUGUUCAAAGAGCUGUUGACACAACAUUAUAUAUUCAUACUCACGAGCCGCCAGGUGACAUUUUAGUUUUCUUGACUGGACAAAAUGAAAUAGAAAAGUCAUGUCGAGAUCUUGAUAAUCAAGCACGAGAAUUAAAUUACAGACGGGAUGUACAAUAUUAUGAUGAGGUAAGAAAUUUAAUUGUAUUUCCAAUUUAUGCUAGUUUGGAGACUAUGGAACAAAAAGCCAUAUUUGAAGAUCCUCCUGAAGGUACAAGAAAGGUUGUCUUUGCAACAAACAUUGCUCAGACAUCAGUUACAAUUCCUGGAAUUAACGGAUAUGUUAAACAAAAAUCAUAUGAUCCAAGCACAGGAAUGGACGCACUUUUAGUUGUGCCAAUAUCACAAGCUGCGGCAACACAAAGAGCGGGUCGUGCAGGAAGGACUGCACCAGGAAAAGCAUUUAGAUUAUAUAGUAGAGAAUCGUUUGAACAAUUGGAAGUUGAUACAGUGCCGGAAAUUCAAAGGAGUAGUUUACUUGGUACAGUGUUAAGUUUAAAGAAAAUGGGAAUCAGAGAUAUUCUUCAUUUUGAAUUUAUUGAUCCGCCCGAUCCAAUGCUUGUUAAGACCGCCUUAAAACAACUCUUUUUAUUAGAAGCAAUUGAUGAACAAGGAAUGUUAACACCUUUAGGAGAUGAAAUGUGUAUAUUUCCUUUAAAUCCAUUUUUAUCAAGGGUUUUAAUAGCAAGUGCAAGACAAUUUGGCUGUAGUAGGGAAGUUUCAACGAUUGUAGCAAUGUUAUCAGUUGAAGAAAUAUUUAUUACACCGAGAGAUGAAGAAAGAUUAUUUGAGGCGGAUGAAAGAAGAAAAGUAUUUUAUCAUUCUUCAGGAGAUUAUAUGACAUUACUUCAAGUUUUUGAAGGAUAUCGUGAUAGUGGAUAUGAUCGAGAUUGGUGUAGAGAUAGAUAUUUAAAUCAUAGAGCUUUAUCUAUGGCAAAAAAUGUUCGGGAUCAACUACGUGAAUUAAUGGAAAGACAUGGGGUUUCGAUUAUUUCAUGUAGGCAAAAGGAUAAUCAAGAUGGUGAUCAUAGAAAAAAACGUAGUAAACAAACCUAUUAUGAAACAAGAAAAUACGAUUUUACAAAAAUUCUUGAAGCAUUUUCUACAUCAUAUUUUAUUCAUUUAGCAAAAAGGCAUCCACAUAGAUCCGUAUUUUAUCAUUAUGCUUCAGCUAAUAUACAUACUAGUGAAAUGAUAGAUUCUAAUAGUUCUUUAUUGGCUUUACAUAUUUCACCUUUAUCAGCUUUACAUCCCGAAAAUAAAAUUGUUAAAGUCGAUAGUUUAGAUUGGGUAAUAUACCAUUCCAUUUUAUAUACGAGUAAGGCUUUAAUGAAAGUCGUUAGUAAAGUUAAAUUAGAAUGGAUAGAAGAAAAAUUGAAAUUAUUUAAGAAAUUGGAAACUGUGGAUUUGGGUGGUGACGAUAAUAAAAAGGAUAAACAAGAGAAAGAAGUCGAUGAUGAAAGUGUGGAUAGUAUUGGGAAAGAAAGCAAUUAUAUAGACGAAGAAGAAAUGAAAAGAAAGAAAUUAGAAGCUAUUGAAGCCGCAAGACAAAGAGCUUUAAACAGAAGAUCAUUAAAUCCAGAUAAUUGA
Messenger RNA from Funneliformis caledonium, 2250 nucleotides. The record is from the annotation of a GenBank genome assembly. NCBI's taxonomy places the organism in Eukaryota, Fungi, Glomeromycota, Glomeromycetes, Glomerales, Glomeraceae.